Anastrepha ludens (Mexican fruit fly) is the source of this 817-nucleotide messenger RNA. RefSeq lists its product as uncharacterized. The record is from RefSeq and is a predicted model, not a curated record. Gene Ontology annotation, molecular function: nucleic acid binding. Bases 353 to 658 code for a protein of 101 amino acids. The transcript has 2 exons. Lineage: Eukaryota; Metazoa; Arthropoda; Insecta; Diptera; Tephritidae.
CGUAUCAAAGCAUCUGUCACCCUUUUUGGCCUCUAAAACUUCCAGACUUUUUUCUUCGUGGAUAAUUAUGUAGGUUUUUGUACAUACAGCGCCUCACAAAAGUAUUCGGAAUUCUAAUUUUCUUAGUAAGAGUGAUCAGAUUGGAGGUACUUUCGCAAAUAGAGGUUUUUUUGGCAGAUCACGCCCGACUACUGUCAGACUAAAUACAUAAUUUUUUUUACUAUUCAUUGACAUUUCAUCAUAAAAAGGCUUACGCCUCAAUAACGUUUACAAAUCGUAUAACUGUAUUACGAAAACCGACGAUCUGUGGAAAGUGUUCAUCGCGUGCUCAGGCCAACUUUGGUGUUCAGCGAUGAACCGUAUUUGGGCUGAAGAGCAACCCGAAGCCAUUCAAGAACGGCCAUUGCAUCCAUUGAAAACAACCAUUUGGUGCGUCCUAUGGGCUGGAGGAAUCAUCGGCUCAUAUCUCUUCAAAGACGAGGCUGACGCCAAUGUAAUAGUGAAUGGCAAAAACUAUGGCGCCAUGAUAAACGAUUUUUCGAUGCCAGAAAUUGAAGUCCGUGAUCUCUCCAACCUUUGGUUCCAACAAGACGGUGCUACUUGCCAUACAGACCGUGAAACAAUGAAUUUACUGCGUCGUCCUCUCGGGGGCAUGUAAAGUCUAAAUGCUUUGUGGAUGAACCAGCUUCGAUUGAGAUAUUGGAAGCCAACAUUACUGAAGUUAUUCAAGAGAUACCAGCUACUGACCGAAGUCCUCCAGCGAGUGAUUCAAAAUUGUUGUUUAAGGAUGGCCGAAUUACGGCGCAGUUGCGGCUAG